Messenger RNA from Pistacia vera, 2439 nucleotides. RefSeq lists its product as uncharacterized. The record is from RefSeq and is a predicted model, not a curated record. Lineage: Eukaryota; Viridiplantae; Streptophyta; Magnoliopsida; Sapindales; Anacardiaceae. Bases 1 to 2439 code for a protein of 812 amino acids. The transcript has 2 exons.
AUGCCUAAGUCCUCCUCUGAAGUUGAGUAUAGAGCAAUGGCUUCUACAAUUCGUGACGUUGUCUGGCUCACACAACUUUUGACAGAUCUUGGCUUUCCAUUGUUGCUUUCUAUUCCUCUCUUUUGUGGCAAUCAUUCUGCCCUUCAUAUUGCUUCAAAUCCUAUGUUUCAUGAGCAUACGAAGCAUAUUGAUAUUGAUUGUCACAUUGUUCGUACUAAACUCAUGGAAGGAUUGAUCAAUACUACUCAUAUCUCUACACAUGAGCAGCCUACCGAUUCAAUUAUUGAAGUGGUUAUAGUUUGUUGUAAGCAACGCAAUCUUGAUGAAGAAGAGGAUGAUGAUGGAGGUGUUUCCUCCAGAAAUAAGAAACUAUGGAAGGAAGGGGAGUUGAGGUCGUUGGUUUUCCUCAGCCUCACUGCACAAAUACUUCUAAUCGUUCUGGGCAACCGCAGGAAGUAUAUUCACGGAAAGUGGAUCAAUGCAAUUGUCUGGUCAGCCUACUUACUGGCAGAUGCUGUGGCAACUAUGGGGCUUGGCUUAAUCUUAAAUGAGAUAGGAGAUAUCUACGGGAAUGGUGGUUUUACUGAUGCCAAAAGUGAACUUACUGCAUUUUGGGCACCAUUUUUCCUGUUGCAUCUGGGAGGUCCUGAUACCAUUACAGCUUACUCGUUAGAAGAUAAUGAGUUGUACCUGCGGCACGUGUUUCAAUUAUUUGUCCAAACUCUGGUAACAAUUGUUAUCUUUCUAACAGCAUUCAAUGGAUUGGAGCUUUCAAUUCUUGCAAUCCCAUUGAUAAUUGUGGGGUUUAUCAAGUAUGGAGAAAAGACAUGGAAUCUUUGGUCAGUAAGCAGUAAUCAACUUAGAGAAUCAGUGCUCUCUUCUACUACUGCUGCUGAUUCAAAUUACUCCAAAUCUUUCGAUGAGUACCGGGUCUAUCUUGCGGAGGGCUACAAAGUGGAAAGAGACUUCAUAAUUGAUGAUCAUAUUAGAAUAGAUGUGCCUCAAUCUGGAGAAAACGUCACUUCAGUUCAAAAAAUCAUAUUAGCCCAUGUCUUAUUUCAUAAAUUAAAGUGUCUCUUCGCAGAUCUGAGCACCAGCGACGUCGACCGCCAAAUUGUUGAGGCUUUAUUAAAGCGGAUGAGUCAUCAAGGAGAUGUUUUCGAUACGAUUGCAAUCGAACUAGGAUUCAUUUAUGAUCUGCUCUACACCAAGGCAUUUGUAAUCCAUACUCGCUGGGGUCUUAUUCGCCGGGUAAUCACUACUUCUCUCACCACUCUUGUGUUGGUUGUUUUCUGUUUUGUUAACAAGAAGAAAUAUAUCAAGUUGGAUGUUUACAUAACCUUCUUGUUGCUGGGUGUAGCUAUUGUUCUAGAAUUAUCUGCUGCUGUUUUUCUACUUUUCUCCGACCAGUCUAGAAAUUGGUUCAUUGGGCCUAAGAAAAUGAAUGCCAUCUUAAAAUUCAUCAACACUUUGGAAGAAAAAGUUACACAACAACGGUGGUCGAAAUCCAUGGGACAAUGCAGUAUUACAAGCCUUUGCAUCAAAGAAAAAUCUGGCAGAAAAAUCCCGGGGCUCAAUGUGGUUAAACGUCUACUGAAAAAGCUUAGGUAUUUGGAUAAACUACUGAAAAAGCACCGGUAUAUAACGUCCUUUACACGAGUGACCGAUGAAUUGCAAGGGCUCAUCUUCAAACAUGUCAGCUUGGAACACGAUCAAUUUAAGGAGAAUAUAUUAGUAAGCGAGAAGAAACUUAAAGAAUUGGAAGAGCGGAUGUUCAACGAUGUCAAGAAGGAACAUGAGUACCUGUUCAAUGGAAUUGACGGAAGCGAGGCGAAUCUCAAAGAGUUUUUCGAGCUGACACUGAACCAUGUCAAGAAGAAUGUUGAUCAAUUUAAAGAGGACAGAGGUAAACACUACACAAAGACAAGGGGGAGCCGUGCUCUUGAAAAGCAUAAUUUGCUUAAAUUGAGUGCUGAGGUUGAGUUUGACGAAAGCAUACUUAUUUGGCACAUUGCAACAGAACUUUGCUAUUAUCAAGAUAAACAUUCACGUAUGUUGACGGAUGAUUCUAAAAUGAGCAUGGUCAUGUCAAAAUAUUUGAUGUAUCUUCUAGUUAAGUCUCCAUUCCUAUUGUCAAUAUCAGUAGGCGGUGUUGUCAGAUGUCGCGAUACUCUUUCCAAACUUGAGAAAUGUGUCAAACAACCGAGUAGUAGUACUGGAAAUCGUGGCGACCACAACGAAAAUGACAUCAGCAAUCCCGCUUGGAAAUAUAUACGUGAACUUAGCACGCAAGAGAAAGAAGGCAAAGGUAAAUCUGUUUUCUAUUAUGCAGACAAGCUAGCGUCAGAAUUAAAAGAAAUUGAAGAUAAAAAAUGGGAAAUCGUUAGAGAUGUUUGGGUGGAAAUGUUAACUUAUGCUGCAAGUCAAGGUGGACAGUAG